Austrofundulus limnaeus is the source of this 5061-nucleotide messenger RNA. Its product is annotated as mitogen-activated protein kinase kinase kinase 12. Lineage: Eukaryota; Metazoa; Chordata; Actinopteri; Cyprinodontiformes; Rivulidae. Gene Ontology annotation, biological process: protein autophosphorylation; JNK cascade. The record is from RefSeq and is a predicted model, not a curated record. Gene Ontology annotation, molecular function: MAP kinase kinase kinase activity; ATP binding. The transcript has 14 exons. Gene Ontology annotation, cellular component: cytoplasm. The coding region runs from base 441 to 3305 and encodes 954 amino acids.
CGCUGAUAGGAGGACGGUUACGCCGCCUGCCUCCCUCCCUUCCCAUCCUUCCUUCUCCUUCUCCUCUUCGGCCGUGUUUACUACAUGAGRCCGGGGCUUUAAAUUGACGAGUGCGCGCAGAUCUCGUCGUUAAAAAGGCAAUGGAAAAGGAGGAGGAGGAGGCGUAAGGAGGAGGGGGAAAACAGCGAGCCGAGGGAGCGCGUCUGUGUUUACUGCUGGCUUGAUUCAACGCAGCCCAGGCAAAGCUCGCUGGAUGCAGAUGAAGAGGAGGGGAGGCGGAGAGGGGAGCGUGGAUGCUGCUGGUGUUACGCGCAGAAAGGACGUUUUAUUUUUGUGGUUUUUACAAUAAAACAUCAAACUCAAGAGGAAAAGGCUCUCGCGUAACAGAGAUGGACUCCCGCUGAGGCUCCCACUGCUUCAAUCAACUACUGCAGCCCCUCAUGGCGCUUGUUCACGAGCCUCGUGCCCCCUCACCCUCCCUCUCCGGCUUCAACACACCCCUCUCUGACCCCCCGUCUUUUCGCCGCCUCGAUGCCGAAACACCCUGCACACCCGAAAUGGACCUGACCCCGACCCAGUGUGUCCUCAGAAACGUCCUCUCCAUAGACACCGGGGGUGCUCAAGAACCUGGGGUAGGCGGAGGAGGAGGAGGAGGAGGAGGAGGAGGAGGAGGAGAGGGAGGAGGAGAGGGAAAAACUCCCGGACACGACCAGACACCCAGUGAUGAACAACAGGAGCACUUUGCCAACAGCGUGCUGAAACUGCACGAGCACGAUGGUGGAAGGACAGAGGGAGAGGGCCAGGAGCUGGACACCUCUGUGGUCAGGGGCCAGGCGGACGACACCAGGUUACAGUGCCAGUCCACGGGAGGGGGCGGGGGGUUCCUGGAGGGGUUGUUUGGGUGCUUGCGACCUGUCUGGACUAUGAUCGGCAAGGCUUACUCCACAGAGCACAAACACGACCUGGACGAGGAGUGGGAGGUCCCAUUUGAGGAGAUAUCGGACCUGCAGUGGGUGGGCAGCGGAGCCCAGGGUGCUGUCUUCCUCGGCAGACUGCACGGACAGGAAGUGGCCGUGAAGAAAGUGCGAAACAUCAAAGAGACCGACAUCAAGCACCUCCGGAAGCUCAAACACCCCAACAUUAUCACUUUCAAAGGGAUCUGUACCCAGGCUCCUUGUUACUGCAUCAUUAUGGAGUACUGUGCCCAGGGACAGCUGUACGAGGUGCUGCGAGCAGGCAGAAAGAUCACGCCGUCCCUGCUCAUGGACUGGGCCAUGGGCAUCGCUGGAGGCAUGAACUACCUGCACCUACACAAGAUCAUCCACAGAGACCUCAAAUCACCCAACAUGCUCAUCACCUAUGACGAUGCUGUGAAGAUAUCUGAUUUCGGUACAUCAAAGGAGCUGAGUGACAAAAGCACCAAGAUGUCUUUUGCUGGGACCGUAGCCUGGAUGGCUCCUGAGGUCAUCCGGAACGAACCCGUUUCAGAGAAGGUGGAUAUUUGGUCGUUUGGCGUUGUGCUGUGGGAGAUGCUGACGGGGGAGGUGCCCUACAAGGACGUGGACUCCUCUGCUAUCAUCUGGGGAGUGGGAAACAACAGUCUGCAGCUGCCGGUACCUGACAGCUGUCCAGACAGCUUCAAACUGCUCCUGAAGCAAUGCUGGAACUGCAAACCAAGAAACAGACCUUCGUUUCGACAGAUACUUCUUCAUCUGGACAUCGCCUCUGCAGAUAUUUUGUCAACACCACAAGAAACCUACUUUCAAUCACAGGCGGAGUGGAGGGAUGAGGUGAGACACCACUUUGAGAAGAUCAAGUCUGAGGGGACAUGUCUUCACCGGCUGGACGAGGAGCUGAUCAAACGGCGUAGAGAAGAACUCAGGCACGCUCUGGACAUCCGGGAGCAUUACGAGCGGAAACUGGAGAGAGCCAACAAUCUUUACAUGGAGCUCAAUGCUAUCAUGCUACAGCUGGAGAUUAAAGAGAAAGAGCUGCUCAAGCGGGAGCAUUCGCUUGACAAGAAGUAUCCGGGCUGCUUCAAGCACCACAGCUCCAGACAGUCGGCCUCCUCCAACUCGAUGGAGAAACUCAUGAAGAAACGGAACGURCCUCAGAAACUGCCCUCCCACAGCAAGAGACCAGACCUACUUAAGUCCGAGGUGAUUCUCCCCAAACUGGACUCAUCCAUGACCCAGGUCACCAUCCCCAACAAGGGCUCCACCUCUCCUGGUCGCUCUCGCCGGGGAAAACCUCGCUACCGGAAGGCUGGGAAAGGCAGCAGCGGCGACCUGGCUCAGCUUAAAGCCACCCUGUCUUCAUCGUUAGCAAUGAUCAACGCCACCUCAUCUGUUCCCAGCAGCAAACACCGACUGGACCCCAGCGCGGCCCUCAGGGGUCUGCAGCAUGACCUGCUGCUCAAAAAGAUGUCGUCCUCCAGCCCGGAUCUUAUUUCAACCACCCUGGAGGUGGAAGAGCGGAGGAGGGGGCAGAUGAGGCCGGGGCUGGACCGGGCGGGCAGUCAGAGUGCCUCAGCUGGGUUGGAGGACAGUAGGGGGACGAACGGGCCAGAAGAUGGACCAGAUGUUGGGGUGGGGGCCGACGACCUGGCCGAAACACCUCCACGCAGUGACACGCCCAGCGAAGACGCGGCAUCUAUUCCCUUCUCCAGCAGCCCGGAUUCACCGUGUGGAAGAGGGGCGGCGGCAGGGAGGUCGUCUGUCCUCGGGAACGCUCGGGUUCCCCACGAGGGAGACGAGAAGGAAGAGGGGCCGGUGAUCACGCGCUCCCCCAGAAGUCAGCGCCUCACUCCUUCAGCGCUGCUCUACAGGGCUGCCGUGACACGCAGUCAGAGACGUGGCGUGUCAUCAGAGGAGGAGGAGGGAGAAGUGGACAGUGAAGUGGAGCUGCCACGAAGACGGCGACCAGUGAGCAUCACCAAAUGUCAGUCUCUGUCAAACUUCAGCUUAGAGAACUUAUCGGUUUCGGACGGAGAGGAGGGAAACACCACUGAUCACUCCCACAGCGGCACGCCUGACGUAGUCAGCACCAACACGGACGAGCGCCUGGACGACAAAAGCGACGACUUGCUGUCUCAGGGCUCCGAGAUUCCUGCCGACCCCUCCGACCCGACCCAACUGGGCUCCGACGGCUUGUCUGAGAAGGAAGCUGUCCUGCGACAAGUGAAGACGCAGCUCGCUUCAAGUGAACACAACUACGAGGCGCUGUAUGAUGACUCGGAUUGUGACAGUGCAGAGUUGGACCACUCAUGCAGUGCAGAACCAAGUCAACCUCCAACCAACUGGUGAAAAACCAAACAUUUGGCUUCUUGGACCUGUUUAAUACUGACUCAAAAAAGAAAAAAAAACAUCGUGUUGGGGCUUUAACAAGAAAUGAAAACUGGUCGUACUGGAAAUCUGAUUUAACCCACAAUGAGAAUGUGAACCUUUAAUGGAACACGAGCUGCUUGGACAGGAAAAACAACCUUGUGUUUUUUUUCCCUCCAUGGCAACAGGCCGAAGAUCAAUUUUAUGAAAAUGCAUCAAACUACACCUCAGUGACACUCGACUGGAGGUCAGGAAAAAGACUGUUUGUUACCGUUAGUCAUCUUCCAUGUUGAUUUUUAUAUAUCAUUAAUAAAUGUGUCAUCCUAAUUCGUUUGACAUAAAGAUAAAUAAGGCAAUUCUUUCAGGGUGUUUGCAGCAAAUGCAAAUAGCAACAUAACUCUGAAGUACUGGAGCUGCAACUCGCACUUGAUUUUUUGUGUCGUAACACAUUUUGUUUAAUAUUAUGCACUAUUCCUUUAAGCGUGAAAAAAUGCUUCAUUUUGCAGUUCUUUAUAUUUAUGUAAUAAUGUCUCCAUUUUCUACUUUAUUUUAAUAUUAUUGUAAAUAUUAAAAAAUGAUGUAAAAGGAACAAAUUUUUUAAUUGUAAGAUUGUAUAACUUAAGGUGCUGAUGUUUCUCUGUAGGUGGCACUGUUCUAUUUGAAGCUGAAAAAGCUUUUGUUAGUCGAAUGUAACUGCUGUAGCUGCUGUUCAUGUCUGAUCAUCGGUGGUGAGAGGAACAAAUUGGUGCUGCCAAGUGUUUAGCAGUAAAAGAUUUUUUUAAAAAAGUUUCAAAAUAUCUCCUGAGACUUUCGAAGGGUGUAAUUUAUUCAUAGAAACGCAUGCUUGUAAAGGUAAGAGUAAAUGUAAACCUCUUGGAUGUUUCAUUCAAACACUUUGURAUUAAUCCAAAUUAAAUAUUAGACUUGAGAAAGAGAGCAGAUAUUUAAAACCCGACAUGAACUAAAAAAAAAAAAUCUCUGAAAUGUUCCAUCUCACAAACAGGAGCAAUGUGCCAGUGUAAAUAACACUAAAAGAUUUUUUUUAAAAAGAAAUUAGAUACACGUAAGCACCAUUUUGCAUCUCUAAUCAUUUCUUUCUAGGAUUAUUCACUGUUGGCAUAUUUAUACAGCAAGUCUACAAAUACUUAACACAACAGAAUUUAACUGCAGUUUUAUUCACUUGUUCAAAUCCAAGCAAGACAUCCUGCUUUGCUCACUCAGAAUAAGACGAUUUUACACCAACAUAGACUUUUUCAAGUUUGCACUAACGUUACCCUCACAGGGAAGAUGUGGACUCGUUGUUGGUCUGUUUCUCAGUCAUGUUUGUGGGGGCUUCUUUAAAACAGAAUGGUGCUGAUGUCCUUGAAAAACUUCUUACUGUACAUUUGAGCUUAUUUACUCAAUAAUCCAUCAGGUCAAUCAAUAAGCUAGAAGGGUUUUUAUUUUUUAGUCAGGAUUUAGRUGUUUUAAGUUUACAUUUGUAGAGCCUUUAUGAACUUAUGUCCCCCAAGAUCUGAAAGCAAGAAAUCCGUUAUCAGGAUGAAAUGUUGCCAACAGGGUAAACUGUUGCCCUCUAGUGUUUUAGUCAUGGAGGUAUUUCCGUUUCCCAGGAUGCUGAUUGUAACACCUGGCUGGAUUGAAAUGUGGGCUUUUAUAUAUAYAUACAGCAUUAAUGUAACUGUACAAUAAAUAUAUUUAAGAAAUAAUUUAAAAUAAACUCAGACUUGUAAAAUCUCAA